AUGGCGAGUGGGCAGAACGGAGAACAGGGUUCCCAUGAGGAGCCCGAUUUCACAAAAGCAUUCCAGGACCUCGCGCGGGGUGAGCGAACAGCUGCUGCCCUGGAGAACCACCUCGAUGCGUUGGAAAAGAAGAUUGAAGAGCUGCUAGCGAAGGCAGACGAAGAGGACCGCAAGAGGACAGAGCAGAGAGAAUCAAAGCAAGACAAUGUCGACAGCGCUACUUCAAAGCCUGGGGCGGACCCGGUGUGA
Molecule: messenger RNA, 249 nt
Organism: Westerdykella ornata
Lineage: Eukaryota; Fungi; Ascomycota; Dothideomycetes; Pleosporales; Sporormiaceae
Exons: 2
Coding region: 1-249 (82 amino acids)
Source: RefSeq, a predicted model, not a curated record